AUGGGGGAAGAAGUGGGGGAGAAGCCCCUAAGGAGGAUGGCGGAGGCCUUCGAUGAGCUUGCCGUCGCCGUGAAGAGCAGUAAAGCCCGAGAAGGGGGCGAGGGCCUGGACGCCGCCUGCUUCUCCCACGCGUGCGCCCGCGUAUCUGUCCUCUUCAGCUGCCUCGGUAUCGCCUUCAAGUUUGCUGAAAUGGAUUACGUUGCCAAGGUCCCGGAGCCCUUCUAUUUCCUGUCUAUGUUCGCCGUCUAUUCUGGGAUCUAUCGGAAAGGAGUCUCAUACUCUCUUAGCGAGGAUUUGUUCUCAUUUUUCAAUAUUUCCCUAAUUUUAUCAGUAAUGGUUAUUAGGUUAGGUCUCGAUCUUUUUCAAGAUCUCUGUAUAUAUUUCUCUUUGAUUCUGUCGAAUUGAUCAUGAAAUAGAAGCAGAUUCUCAUUCCGUUAGAAAAUCAUUGUUUCGAUCCGGGGUUGCACCGUUGACAUUGCGAAAAUCUCAUGGCAUUUUUAUCCUCCUCUGUGUUCUAUAUAAUUUUAUUAAAUUCGCAGUCGAUCAUCAUUUCCAUAGGAGAUUUUACUGUUGAUGUUUUUAACAACUCUCAAGUCGCGGUGUAUGAGAUUUCACGUCCCUAAGAAGACAGCAUCAAACUAGCCCAAGCCGUUGAAAAUGCUCCCCUCCAAGAUGAACGGAAAAUUUUGGAAUAAGUAAUAGAUGUUCUCAAUGAUGUUCAAACUUAUUUUGAAUGAUGUUCUCAAUGCACAGUUGGAUCUCGACUAUUCAUAUAUAUAUAUAUAUAUAUAGAAUCUGUUCUCUGGAAAAGAAAUUUCUCCGGAUGUAGAGGAUUUCUCUGCCCAAGAUUUGUUGCUAUCAAUCUUUCAUAUAGGGAGUUCAUGACUGGAACAGUGAACAUCUCGUUAAAUGGCAUUAUACUUGUAAAUUUCAACGUUAAGGCAGAGUAAUUCCCAACGUGGAUUAAUUUUUAGCUAUCAUUAAAAAGUUGUCAUUUUGUAUGAUCUUCGUCUCAACUUGAAUUCGUUUUUAGUUCCUAAAUGAAGUUGAAAUUGGCGAUAAUCUUCAGAAAGUCAAACAAUUUUGCGAAUAUAUUGAAUUCCCUGGGACAGUUUGGUGUGGAAAUCUCCUGCUUCGGUUCCAUCCAAACAGAGAAAAGGGAUCUUGUGUGCAAUUAAAACAAUCUUCAAUUCUGCAGUGGUGUCCCCACUUUUUCCAUAUAGAUUGAUGAGAACGCAUCUAAUUAUUUUUAUCCUACCAUUAAAUGGCCUUUGAUUUCGCUUAUUCUGGGUGAUGUCAGGUUGAGGAUCUGAAGUCCGCAUCAAAGUCAAUAACCACGCUGGAAUCCAUGCUCCAGCUGGACAUUGAGCAGGAUACCGUGAGGAAGGCUGGAAGCCAUACGAGAAACCUUCUCAGAGUGAAGCGAGGACUGGACAUGGUCAGGGUCCUCUUCGAACAGAUUCUAGCAUCUGAGUAUGGCCUCUUCCUCCUCCCUUUCCUACUGACGACAUCUGAAAAGACUUUGCAGGAUGGAUCAAUCAUUCUGAAAUCUCAUUCGAUGAUGUGGAUUUUAUGAAAGAGCAAGGCAGGCAAUCAAAGAAAAUGUGUCGUAGAAACCGGACACACUAGUUUUAUGCGCUUCAAACCUGCUGGAUCUUGAAGUUCCCAAUGAUUUGAUUGCUCCAUAUUUAAUUUAUUCUCCUUCAAUAAUCGAAAUCACAUGGAACAAGUAGAACACUGGUUCCCAAUUAUCUUCCCAUGCUGAGAAAAUUCUCCAAUGCAUGUCAUCUGAAACUCGAAAUCCAUUGUGUGAGAUGGGAGGGGGGUGGCACAUUGCUAGAAAGAUUCUCUUAUUACUGGUUUCGUCUCAAUCUACCAACUCCCAUUUCUUCUGCUACAUCAUCAUCGUCGGCAUCGACAGUACUAACUGUUGGGACCUUCGAUUUCAGUGGGAACUCCCUCAGGGAUCCAGCAUCAGUGGCCUAUGCGCAAGUCUUCGCUCCCCACCAUGGAUGGGCCAUAAGGAAGGCUGUUGCCGCUGGAAUGUACGCACUUCCUUCAAAGUCUCAGCUCCUGAGGAAACUCAACGAGGAAGGUGAACCCGAAGCCCCAUUUUAUUGCAUGCAGGCUUUAAUAAUAAAUACAUUUCCAUGCCCAAGCUGACAUCUGAGAGCACUCGCUCUCUCUUUCCAGAGUCCUCGGCCCGAGUCCACAUGCAGAGCUACGUCGCCACAUCGGCUUCCAUCAUUCAUUAUGUUCAUGAGCUUUUCUUUGUGAGAGAUCUGGGCAUCGAUUGGUGA
Molecule: messenger RNA, 2300 nt
Organism: Spirodela intermedia
Lineage: Eukaryota; Viridiplantae; Streptophyta; Magnoliopsida; Alismatales; Araceae
Source: the annotation of a GenBank genome assembly